UUUUCUUUAUAGCCCGAUGAGCGAGGCACUGUGCGCCGCUUGGAGACCGGCGCCAAGCGGCGAAGGCGCCGCCGGUGCCGCCUCGCUCCAUCCCUUCCUCUCUCGCCCCUCGCCCCCUCCUCCCCCUCCCUUCCUCACUCCCUCCUUUCUCUCAGAUCUAGCGCUUGUGGAACUUGAGGGCAGCAUGGCAAGCGAGGGCUCCAAUGGCAAGGUGAAUGGGAGUACUCGCCGGGUUCGCCGUCCGCCUGCGUCGUGCAAGAGGCUGGAGGGGAUCGAGCGCUUCCCCAACUUGCUAUUUACUAUGCUAGGGUUUUUCCAACCCCUCGAUUCGCAGAGCAUGGAGGCAAAUCAAGGUGCUUUUUGUUCAAUCCCGUGUGAUAUAAUUUAUAAGGGGGGAGAACAGCAAUUUCAGGAUCUUGAGCUCAAGAAGGCGAGGAUGGAGGAUGGCGGGCAGCGAGACUGGAGCAUGGUCGCGGCUGGCUAUCGAUGGGGGCCGUGCGGCGUGGUUCUGCAGGGAUUGGUGGCGUGUCGAGGUCUGGGCGUCGUUGGUCGGCGGGCGGCUGGCUGGAGCUCUGGCGCGCGGCUGUGCUGGUGGCGCGGCGGCUGGUUGUCAUCGGGUGGCUGGCGUGGUGCGAGUUGGCGGCCCGCGUCUGGCGGGUCUCUGUUGAGGUGGUGCCCGCGCCGCCCUGCACUCACGCUCUCUGUGCCCGAAUCGCCGGCACUGGAAGUAGCGCACGGGAUCACGGCACGCCGAGGCGAGGUGGUCUGGGGCGAGGCACCGGAAGCAGCGGCCCUCAGUCUCGCGUUUGAAGGCGAGCAGCGCCUUGGUUGGGGGCCUCCUUGAAUUGCUUCUGCGGCUUCGGUCACUUCCGCCAUCGCGUCGCGGCAUCUCGGGCGGCGCCUACUGCCGCAUCCUUCGACGCCUCACUGGCUGCCAGUCAUGGCGCACCAGAUUGUGCUGGGAUGGUUCCUGUACUUCACCGUACCAGGGCCUUGAGCGUCGCGCCGCUGACGUAGGGUCUUGAAUGCGUCGCGGAGGUGUCUUAUCGGUGAUAUGCAUGCUGGUAGUUUGUUUUAGGAGCCAAUAGUAUACAACCAAAUUCUCCCUCCUGUUGGUUUAAUUUCGUUGUGCAAAUAGUUCUUUUCUUGGAUGCUCCCAUGGGCUGGUAGUUAGUUUUGCAAUGUGAAUAUGACAAUCGCUACUUUUAGUUUCCGUUUGACCAUGCCAUCAGAUUCAUUGCUGUGCAGUUUUGGGUAGCAACAACUAAGAUGAGGACUCAAGGCACUAGUGAGGAGUGUAUCAUACUAAUAAUACUUGAGCCCAAUGAGGUUCUAUCCCUGGGAAAAAAAUAUCAUUGCAAAUCUGUAUGUCUCUAGCAUUUGUAGGUUACAGAAGCUUUUGUUCCAUUUUAUCCUGCUGGUCCAUGAAAUUUUUGUAGGAGUAGAAUUGCAAGGUUACAAGGGUAGGAAACUAGGAACCAACUAUCAUUUUUCCUAGGAAUUAGAAACACCCAAUCCGUGAUCCAUUAACAUUUUUCUACUUUAUGCUAUAUAAUCACGAAUUUCCACUUUUAUGGCAUGCUGUUAUUUUUUAAAUUUGUUGAAUACAUGAUUUCAAAUUUCUUUAUUUUCAAGUUCAAUCCUUCUGGUUUCUCAUUAGAAAGCUGCAGAUGUAAAGCUUUCGAUACACAAGUAUAAGUUCCUGUAUUCUUAGUACAAAUUUAGAAAAUUCUUAACCUUGUAAUUAAAUUUAUGUAUCUUAGAUGCAAAGUAUUUUCUGCAUGACUUAAGAUUUUCAAUUUUCGAGUAAAAAGAUUCUAAUAUGGAGGAUGAAAGUUUUGGAUGUGGAAUAUUUCGUAUGCAAUUUUAAAAGUUGUUGACGCCAGAUUUUGACAUGUAUGA
Setaria italica (foxtail millet) is the source of this 1902-nucleotide messenger RNA. RefSeq lists its product as uncharacterized. The coding region runs from base 17 to 844 and encodes 275 amino acids. NCBI's taxonomy places the organism in Eukaryota, Viridiplantae, Streptophyta, Magnoliopsida, Poales, Poaceae. The record is from RefSeq and is a predicted model, not a curated record. The transcript has 4 exons.